This is a messenger RNA of Drosophila elegans, 669 nucleotides long. RefSeq lists its product as uncharacterized. Lineage: Eukaryota; Metazoa; Arthropoda; Insecta; Diptera; Drosophilidae. The record is from RefSeq and is a predicted model, not a curated record. The coding region runs from base 77 to 484 and encodes 135 amino acids. The transcript has a single exon.
CGACAGCUUCUCAAUCGUGUUUGCGAACGCGAAGUGAAUAGUUCAAUAUUGCCGGAAGAACAUAAGAAAAGCAGAGAUGCCGCUGCGCAAGAAAGAGGACUACAUACCCAUCAAGUGUGAGGGCUGGAACGGAAAGUUCGAGUAUCCGGAUGGAGCCGUCAACAAUGUGUCCAAGAUCCGUCGCCAGAACCAGAACGUGACCAAUACCAAUAACUUCUACGGCUUCAGCACGGAGCCCAUUGUCCUGCCCACCGAAUGGGACGGAACUUUUGUGAAGAGCGGCGAGACCCGUAUCAAACAGGAGCGCAAUCGCUCCGAUGAUCAGGAUUACUUCGACUUCGACACGUCCCCCACUGUUCUGCCGCCGACUUGGAGCGGCGAGUUCGUCACCGAUCCCACGGAUGUCCGCAUUAAGCCGGAACGGAACUUCUCCGAUGCCAGGGAUUAUGCGGAGGCCGCUCGCUUCAAGUUGGUCCAGCACUGAGUGAGAUUCAAUUCGAUCUGAUUCAUUUCGAUCUGAUUCGAUCCUUCCCUUUCAAUCAAACUAAUCCUGCAAAUUUUGUGUUUGUUUUGGUUUCGCAUUGUACCCUAACCUAAGCGUUUGUUGUAUUUUACUUCUUAUGAUAUUUAUUCGUAUACUUAAUAAAUAAUAGCAAAAAAAAAAAAAAA